GUGGGCAGGCCCAUGACUUCCCUGGGCUCCCAGCUCUGCAGGGCAGCAUUCCUGGUAGCCAUCUUGCUGCUGCUGUGGUUGAAGGCGGCGAAGCCUCAGAAGGGCAGCCCAGACCCCGAUGGCAGGAGCCAGAAAGAGAACAUGCCCUCUGCAGAACAAGACCAAGAACAGUUCGAAGAGCAUUUUGUGGCUUCCUCUGUGGGUGAGCUGUGGCAGAUGAUAGAUAUGGCCCAGCAAGAGGAAGACACAAUCUCAAAAACAGCAGCUGUUCGAGACCACCUCUUCAAUCUAGCCUUCUGCUUUAAUCUGGCCAGCAUCAUGGUUUUUUUAUAAGAGAAAUUGAGGCUGAGGUGGUGGCUUGGCUCCUAAAUGAGGACCUCGAUGUCUAUCUCCGCUUCAUGAUGGCUUACUGACUCUCCUUUCCUGGAUGGGCUCCAGGCCAUGACCCCCUCCCCUGAAGG
Dipodomys spectabilis (banner-tailed kangaroo rat) is the source of this 461-nucleotide messenger RNA. RefSeq names its product LLLL and CFNLAS motif containing 1 (gene Sofu1). Bases 13 to 333 code for a protein of 106 amino acids. Gene Ontology annotation, biological process: fusion of sperm to egg plasma membrane involved in single fertilization. The record is from RefSeq and is a predicted model, not a curated record. Lineage: Eukaryota; Metazoa; Chordata; Mammalia; Rodentia; Heteromyidae. The transcript is spliced from 2 exons.